AUGGGUGACUGGAAAAGCUACAUCAACACCAUUCUAAAAGAUAAGAACAUUGAAGAUGUAGCUAUCGUGGGGCACAGUGACAAUAAAUCAGUGUGGGCUUCCAAGCCAGGGGGCCUACUGGCAGCUAUCUCACCUCAGGAAGUGGGGGUGAUCAUAGGCCAUGACAGGAAGGGGUUCCUGCAGACUGGUAUCACCAUAGCUGGCAAGAAGUGCAGUGUGAUCCGCGACUACUUGCUUGUGGAAAAAGAUGCUGUGAUGGACACCAGAACCAAGGAGGGUGACAACAAGUCCAUCUGUAUUGGCAAGACUCCCAGAGCCCUGAUCUUCCUCAUGGGCAAAAACGGAGUCCAUGGAGGAUCCCUCAACAAGAAGGUGCAUGAGAUGAUUGCUAGCAUGAAAACCCAGAGUAGCUAG
Molecule: messenger RNA, 414 nt
Organism: Trachemys scripta elegans
Lineage: Eukaryota; Metazoa; Chordata; Testudines; Emydidae
Gene: PFN3
Product: profilin 3
Exons: 1
Coding region: 1-414 (137 amino acids)
Biological process (GO): positive regulation of actin filament bundle assembly; regulation of actin filament polymerization; actin cytoskeleton organization
Cellular component (GO): cytoplasm
Molecular function (GO): actin binding
Source: RefSeq, a predicted model, not a curated record